Messenger RNA from Vitis riparia (riverbank grape), 915 nucleotides. RefSeq names its product putative F-box/LRR-repeat protein At5g41840. The record is from RefSeq and is a predicted model, not a curated record. NCBI's taxonomy places the organism in Eukaryota, Viridiplantae, Streptophyta, Magnoliopsida, Vitales, Vitaceae. Gene Ontology annotation, molecular function: protein binding. The coding region runs from base 1 to 915 and encodes 304 amino acids. The transcript has a single exon.
AUGGCGGAGGAGCAAAUUGAUCGAAUAUCGCAAAUGCCCGAUGACAUAUUGAGAAGUAUCUUGAGUUUACUUCCCACCAGGGACCUUGCUCGAACCAAUUUGGUGUCAAAGGCAUGGCGAAAGCUAUUUGCUUUUUCCUCUCUCCCAGUUUUGAUGUUCCAGUCUCCGGAUUUUCUCGCUGCACCUCGCAAAGACACUGAUGUCUCCUCCUUUAUCAAUGCCAUCGAUUCCUACCUAAAACUCCGUCAGAAAGACGCAAGUCUUGAGAAACUCCGGCUCCAUGUGCAUCUCAAUGACGUCAAAUCGCUGUUAGACUCGUGGAUCGACGCGGCACUUGAGAGGAAGGUGAAGGAGCUGGAUCUAUAUAUACUACCCAGGGGAAGGGAGAGAAGAAAUCCUUAUAGCUUGCCGGCUAAAAUUUUUGCUGCCACAACAAUUACUGUUCUCAGUUUACAGCGUGUCAUAAUGGAAAUCUAUGGUGAUAUAGAUCUUCCGGCGCUACGAAAGUUGUAUUUAGGAGAAAUCCAGUGUGAUGAACAACCAAUUCAGAAACUGAUAUCAAGUUGCCCUUUGAUCGAUUGUUUGCGCAUCGAAUCUUGCCACGGGUUGCAAAAGCUUCAUGUUUCGGGGCUUGCUAAUCUACGUAGGCUGGAAGUACGUCGGUGUUAUGAAUUGAAGAGGAUUGAAAUCAAUGCGCCAAGCCUUCAAUAUCUCAGGUAUCAACAAGGAAGAUGCCCGUGUGACGUUGUCUUGAGGGCCUCUGAAUUUCUCAGAGAGUUAACAUUUUGGGACUCAACCAUAACAGAGGAUUUGUUCCAAAAUCUUGUCUCUGGACUUCCGAGUCUUGAGGGAUUGGGGAUAAGGUGCACUCAAUUGCAAAGGAUUGAGAUUUCGCAUCAUCAGCUAAGCGACUAG